GGGUGCGGGUCGAAUAUUACGUCAACGAAAAUACCUUUAAGGAGAGACUUCAGUUGUACUUCAUCAAAAAUCAAAGAUCAAGUCUUAGGAUACGAAUAGCAAACUUAUUUUUUAAGCUACUAACAUGCGUUUUGUACAUAAUUCGAGUCAUCACAGAUCUCGAUCCCACAUAUGCAGCAUGUUACGGCUGUACGCCUGGAAACAAGACAGAAUACAUCAUAUCGGCCAACUUGACCGAAGAAAAGUUUCAAGAGAACCCCAUCAUCAACUGGGACGCCAUUGUGUACGUAAAUCGGCCCUUGGAACUUUGGGUGGUGCAGGUCGUGUUGGCCAUGAUUAGCCUCACAGAGGCCCUGUUAUUGGCCUAUCUUGGAUACAAGGGUAACAUUUGGCAACAAUUGCUGUCAUUUCAUUUCAUUUUAGAAAUAAUGAAUACCAUACCUUUUACAUUAACACUUUUUUAUCCUCCCCUAAGGAACGUUUUCAUUCCAGUAUUUUUAAACUGUUGGUUGGCGAAACAUUCGCUGGAAAAUAUGUUUAACGAUCUCCACCGUGCCAUGCAGAAGUCGCAGUCCGCCCUUUCGCAGCAGCUGACAAUAUUGUCGGCAACUUUGGUGUGUCUGGUGUUUACAAGUGUUUGUGGAAUUCAGCAUUUUCAGAGGGCUGGUCAUCGGCACUUGAAUCUUUUUCAAGCCACUUACUACGUUGUGGUGACCUUUUCCACGGUUGGUUACGGUGAUUUUGUACCGGAUAUAUGGCCAUCGCAGCUCUAUAUGGUGAUAAUGAUAUGUGUGGCCCUUAUAGUACUACCAACCCAGUUCGAACAACUCGCAUUCACGUGGAUGGAACGGCAAAAACUCGGAGGCUCCUAUUCGUCCCAUCGGGCCCAAUCGGAAAAACACGUGGUGGUCUGUAGUACGACCCUGCACGCGGACACCAUAAUGGAUUUUCUCAACGAAUUCUACGCUCAUCCUCUACUGCAGGACUAUUACGUGGUGCUGCUGUCGCCCAUGGAGCUGGACACCACCAUGCGGAUGAUCCUGCAAGUGCCCAUAUGGGCGCAAAGAGUGAUUUACAUUCAGGGAUCGUGUUUAAAGGAUGGAGACUUGGCGAGAGCGAGGAUGAACGAAGCUGAAGCUUGUUUCAUUCUGGCUGCGAGGAAUUAUGCAGACAAAACAGCUGCGGACGAGCAUACGAUUUUGCGGUCGUGGGCGGUAAAAGACUUCGCGCCAAACGUAGCGCAAUAUGUGCAAAUCUUCCGACCGGAAAACAAACUUCACGUUAAAUUUGCCGAAUACGUGGUGUGCGAGGACGAAUUUAAAUACGCCCUGCUGGCGAAUAACUGCACCUGUCCUGGUGCUUCGACUUUGGUCACAUUACUUCUGCACACUUCCAGGGGACAGGAAGGGCAGCAAUCCCAAGAAGAAUGGCACAGACUGUACGGCAGGUGUUCGGGUAAUGAAAUUUAUCACAUCGUUCUGGGAGACAGUCGAUUUUUCGGAGAGUACGAAGGAAAAAGCUUCACGUACGCUAGUUUCCACUCGCACAGGAAGUACGGGGUGGCUCUCGUGGGGGUCAGGCCCGCCGAGCUGCCGGAGUUCUACGAGGACACGAUCCUGCUGAACCCCGGGCCGCGGCACAUCAUGAAGAAGAGCGACACCUGCUACUACAUGAGCAUCACCAAGGAGGAGAACUCCUCGUUCAGCGUCGCCAACCCCAACAACGCGGCCACGACCGGAAGCAACGCGGCCGAGCCCGUCGUCGUGACGCACGGCGGCCGCGCGGAGGAGAAGCGGCCCCCUCCGCCCCAAACAAAAGACGGUACCGGCCCCCCUCAACUUAUUCUGCAAGUUCCCACCUGUGUCACAACGUUCCCAGACGGAGGCGGUGUAAGCGACUCUCGGCAAUGCCUCAAAGAAUCCUCCCCUGGAUCCAUAACGUUCGACGUGUCGAUAACAGGCAACCACCUGGACAUCCCCAGGGGCGACAACCCAAAUCUUCUGAGCCCCGAAACGAUAAACCAACGAAGAAACUCCCGAAGACCCAGCAUUCUGCCGGUCCCAGACAUGAUAACAUCGAGCACUUUGAACAUAUCUCAGGACACUGGCGACGAAGGUGACGAAAGCGACGACGAAUUGGAGGACGACGUUCCUUGGCGCUCGCCCAGCGAAAAAAUAGCCAUCGUGAAAGGCUUUCCGCCCGUCUCGCCCUACAUCGGGGUGAGUCCGACCCUGUGCUACCUCCUCAAAGAGAAGAAGCCCUUGUGCUGCCUGCAGCUGGCGCAGGUGUGCGAGCAUUGCAGCUACCGCAACGCCAGGGAUUACCAGUGGCAGAACAAGACGAUCAUCCUGGCGGCGGAUUACGCGUCGAACGGGAUUUACAACUUUAUUAUACCGUUGAGGGCCCAUUUCCGGUCGAAGACGUCCCUGAAUCCGAUCAUUUUGCUGCUGGAACGGAGGCCCGACAUCGCCUUCUUGGAUUCCAUAUCCUAUUUUCCUCUGGUUUAUUGGAUGCUGGGCUCUAUAGACUGCUUAGACGACCUACUCCGUGCGGGAAUAACGUUGGCGGAAAACGUGGUGGUCGUUAACAAGGAACUGUCCAAUUCGGCGGAAGAAGAUUCCCUCUCGGACUGUAACACAAUAGUGGCGGUGCAAACGAUGUUCAAAUUUUUUCCGAGUAUAAAAAGCAUCACAGAGCUGUCACAGUCGUCGAAUAUGCGAUUUAUGCAAUUCAGAGCCCACGACAAAUACGCUCUGCAUCUCUCCAAAAUGGAAAAGCGGGAAAAAGAACGCGGUUCGCACAUAUCGUACAUGUUCAGACUGCCCUUCGCCGCCGGAAGCGUUUUUAGCGCCAGCAUGCUGGAUACUUUGCUUUACCAAGCGUUUGUCAAAGACUACGUCAUCACUUUCGUGAGGCUGUUGCUAGGCGUGGACCAAGCACCUGGAUCUGGGUUCCUAACGUCGAUGCGUAUAUCAAAGGAUGACAUGUGGAUCCGGACCUACGGUCGCCUCUACCAAAAACUCUGCUCUACGACGUGCGAAAUCCCCAUCGGCAUUUACCGCACGCAAGACACCUCGAUCUCGGAUUCCUCGCAUCUUGACGAGGACUUGGGAGGAGAGCGUGUAGGUGUCACCUACCGACCUAAGGAAAGCACCAACUGCUUGGGAUGUACUAAUCGACGUAGCUCGAUGUACUCCAUCAAUAUGGUAGACGAAGCGAAGGACAACCACGAGCAGCAAAUCGAGAGGGCGGAAAUAGCGAAUCUGGUGAGGUCGCGUAUGGAGAGCCUUAACUUGCCCGCCAUAGACUACAAUGAUGUUAGUGAAAAGAGAAAUAGUCUCUCCUAUGUGAUCAUUAAUCCUAGCUGUGACUUAAAAUUAGAAGAAGGUGAUAUUAUAUAUUUAGUUCGACCAAGCCCGUUUUCUGCUCAAAAAACUUUCGAGAGGCACAACAGCCGCCGCAAGUCGAACAUCAGCUUUUGCUCGCAAACGCUUCUCCAGCAAAUGGCCACCAGCUCUCAGGCGGGAAGUCGAAGGGGGUCGGGUCUGGGCUUGCAGGGGUACCAAUCGCCUCGUCCGCCGCCACUGGCCACCACGAAGUCGAAUUCCUUGUCGUUGCCGGAGAGCCCGACAGUGGCGGGUUACCAAAGGGGGCGGUCGAACUCGUUGAGGGUGAUAGACGAUAUUUUGCUGAGGAGAUCGAACUCGUUGCGGCAGGGUCUGCCGAAUGUGGGGAACAGCAGGAGGAAGAGUAGCCUGGAGGAUAUUGGGCUGUCGCAUUUUUCCACGAAUUAUAAUAAUCCCAUUAAGAUUGCUUUGAAUGGCAGUAUAGGGCUUGAGGUAACCCCACCGGAGGAAAACAGCCCGCCGACGAUAUCGAGCAACACCGCGUUGGUGGUGAACCCCUCGCUACCGCCCCUCUCCGCCCCGCACUCGGGCAGCACCCUGAGCCUGGCUCAGGCCGGGCUGCUCGGCACGGCGCAGCAGCCCGGGCUGAACCUGGGCAUCAACGUGCCCGCGUACGGCGCGGAGCAGCAGCUGCAGCAGCAGCAGCAGUCGGCGGCCGCGCAGCUGACGCCGCAGUCGGCGGCCAGCGAUGCGCAGCACCUGCAAGGCACGAUCGUAUGAUACAACCUUAUGUGGGGGAGGAGAACGGGCAGCUUGCGCAACAAGUGGCUCUAAGUAACCUCGCUUCCACAGUAGCGCUCUGCGCGGUAGGUUAGUUGGCGUAGGGUGCGCAUAGGUCGGAGGAGGUUUUUUUAAAGUUGAUUUUUUGAAAAUUGACUAUAGCAGCUCAUAAAUACACUCACAGGCAAAAUAAUCGAUCCACACAAAUUUUCGAUGAAUUUCAAUCGCAAAUAACUUUUUUAUUUGAUGUCGGAUUUAAACGAAUAUUAUUAAUGUAGAUAAAUUAAUGGACAAUCGCUCACAUAUUAAAAAAUUACUAAAAAAUACACGUACGUUUAUAAUAUACAGGUUUAAACAAAAAGAUAUUUUUUACCAUAAGUUUAAGACACUCUGUAGAAUGGCAAAAUCGUAUAUUGUUCUAAAUUAAGUUUUAAUUAUCAAGUCACAUCUAUUCUUAACAGUUUUGUUUUUGGUUCACCUCGAUAUAUUUAUUUUUGUGGAAAAUAUGGAUUUUUUUAAAAAACAUUGCAAUUUCCAAUAUUUUUCUCUAUGAAGAACUAAGGUUGCUAUGGUCCAUCCAUAUGCUAUGAAGAAUGACAGUGACAGUUUGGUUGAAUUAUCCCAUACUUGCACAUGUCAUACACGGCUUUCAAAAGCUAUCGAAUUGUUUUUUGCAAAUUAAUGUUUUAAUUUUGAGGUGUCUUCUCACUUUAAAAAAUGGAUAUGUCCCCGACUGAUGUUGCCAGAGCCAUUAAUUUAAUCCAGGAUGGACGGUCACAGUAUUCCGUGGCAAGUGUUUUAAACGCCACAAGAAGUAAAGUACAAAGGCCAGUUAUAUUAAACUAAGAGUGACAUGUUUAAGGCAGUCAUAACUGACUUAAAUUGACAUUCUUAAGACAGGGCUUAAAUUAUUAUUCUCAAGAAAGUUAUAUUCAGCUUAACUUGGCAUUUUUGGACAGUUUUAU
Brassicogethes aeneus is the source of this 5092-nucleotide messenger RNA. NCBI's taxonomy places the organism in Eukaryota, Metazoa, Arthropoda, Insecta, Coleoptera, Nitidulidae. The record is from the annotation of a GenBank genome assembly.